UUGUCAGUUAAUACGAUGACGAAUGUCAGGGCAGAUAUCUUGACCCAGGGGUCAUCUAGGACAGACAGCUCGGGCCAGACGUCCAGGAGCUUGUAACCCACCUCAUACGGCGUGAAGAGCUGUCCAUUGUGGGGUCAGGUAUGACACGGUAGUUGGCCAUAAAAUAAGGGGAAAAAAAUGAUAACCACGCUGAAAGCAGGUCGAGACUAUUUCCUAAUCGAGGCCUCAGAGCAAUGACGCCAUUACCCACGUUUUCUGUCAAUGUUUUUUUAAACGAUAAUAUCGUCUUCGAGAGUUUCAUUUUAGCUGUGUGAGCGCGCGCAGUUUGUGAUCAGCAUAGCAUAAUUACUAUCCAAACGUUAUUUUGACCAAAAAAAUCAUAAAUAACUUUUAAUAAAGUCAAUUUUUUUAACAUGGAAAUGUAAUUGUUCUCAGAAAGCCUAAAUUGCUUCAUCUAACAGUGAUAAGUUUGUUUCCAGGUUUAUAAAUAGUAUGUGUCCAAAGAUAACCUAAUGCGGACAUUUGUAUUUAUAACUCACUGCUCAGCCGAGACCAACGUUCUCGGAUCGCCUUGACCAAGUUGCGUCAUCCCUGACCGGACACCAUGAACCUUGACGUGAAGAUGAGCUUCCAGCAACUGAUGGGCCCCGACCCAGUGGCCGUACCUUCGCCCACCAACUUGUCCGAAAUCUUGCACCUCGCGCCCGGUGAGGCCCGAGGCUGUGACUCUAACGGCACCGAUGAGUACGAGUCGUUCUACAAUACGUCCCAGUUCGUCACCGGCCUCAUCAUCUACCCCAUUCUCUGCAUCACCGGGGUCCUGGGCAACUCCUUGUCUUUGAUCGUGCUCAGCCACAAGGAUAUGGCGACGUCCACCAACAUUUAUUUACUCGGUAAGUAA
Lymnaea stagnalis (great pond snail) is the source of this 901-nucleotide messenger RNA. The record is from the annotation of a GenBank genome assembly. Lineage: Eukaryota; Metazoa; Mollusca; Gastropoda; Lymnaeidae.